AUGCCAUCGCCGACCGAGAUACCGUACUUGCUGUCGUCAGGGGUGCGUUCCGCAGCUGCUCGUCCGGGCGUCGUCUCUAUUACGCAUCCCAGCACCGCCAUGCAGCAGGACCUGUACCGCGAUCUGCUGGCCCAGACUGGCAUUGAGGCGGCCCAGCUUGGCUACGUCGAAAUUGCAUGGCACUGCCAGCAAGCUGACGACGCGACCAAUAUGUCUAGCGUUGCUGCAGGCUUUGGAAGCGCCCGCUCUCCUGGCUACUCAUUUUACGUGGGCCCUGUCAAGGCCAACGUCGGCCACGCGCGAGGCCGUUGCGGACAUGGCAUCCCUCAUCAAGUCCACUAUGAUACUCAAACACCGCCUGAUCCCCGGCCAGACCGUAUCCACGUGUCAGAACAGAGCCAUGUCUGCCGCGCAGCCAGAGUCGGUGAUGGACGCAAGAUAAAGAUCAACAACUCUGAUAUUGCGUACUCAGCUGACACGGAAGUGCUCAAGAGCGGCAACGUGAGCUUGUUGCUGGAGGAGGGCAGCAACUUGCAGCAGCAAUACAAACACGGGGAUGACGGCCGCAAGUAUCGCGUCGCAGCAGUCUCGGCACACACCCCCCCAAGUCCUUUGCCAUAA
Colletotrichum fioriniae is the source of this 621-nucleotide messenger RNA. The record is from RefSeq and is a predicted model, not a curated record. NCBI's taxonomy places the organism in Eukaryota, Fungi, Ascomycota, Sordariomycetes, Glomerellales, Glomerellaceae.